AAAACGAGAAACUUCGCUUAAUAGUUUGGCUCUUCCUCACCCUCACAUUAUCGUAUAAUCGAAGAUCUACUAACUUCUAUUCUUUUGAUUUUGAUGAUACUGUGGGGUCGUGGCUCUGAAAUUCCAAUUUCAAAGUUUGAGGGUUGUAGAAAUAGCCUUAUCCGAGGAAGAAGCAGAAAUAUUGUUUCAAAGCAUUUGGUACAACUUUAAGCCCUUCAACAACGAACAAAGGAUUCUUUGGUAAAGAAGACCAAAACCAAAAUAUGUCCUCUUUUUCCGCCGGUGGAGGCUUUAUUUCCGAUCGCGACGUGAAUACGACUAUUGCAAGAAACAAUAUUGUGCGUACCCUGUGGAUCAAUAUCUUCCUGGUGAUAGGGAGCACGAUUACGUUUGGCCCAGUGUUCGACAAAUAUGUUCUCACUUUGUCGGACCGGAAUUGGGUCGUUGGGCUGGUGGAGUCUGCGAGCGGUCUUACUAGUCUCCUUGUUUUCCUGCCUGUUGCAUUCCUGGUGGACAAGUACCUGAAAAAGCGAUCGAAGCUUGUGCUGAAGUCUGCAUCGCUGCUGCUGUUGGGUUUCGUAAUCCUCGUUAUUGCGAUACUCACGGACUCAUUCUAUGUCCUUUUUCCAGCACUCUUCAUGAAUGGGCUGUUUUACGAACUUUAUUCCUCAGCCUCGGAGGCACUGUUCGCGGAUAGGUAUUUUUAGCUUUGUUUGUACCAAUCGGUCAUCGAGUAUUAACUCUCACUUCGCACCAUAUGAUUGAGUAAGUACAUGAGCAUAUUCCUCAGCCUCGGAGGCACUGUUCGCGGAUAGGUAUUUUUAGCUUUGUUUGUACCGAUCGGUCAUCGAGUAUUAACUCUCACUUCGCACCAUAUGAUUGAGUAAGUACAUGAGCAUAAACUGUAAUGACUGCUGGAACUGGAUCUGGGAAGCUUUCAUGUGGCAGCAUCGAGAUCAACCAAUCUUCUCCUGUUUGUUUUCAGUGCCGGGGUCACCGGUGACCGUGCUGCGUGGUAUGUGAAGAAGCAAGUGUACACCACCGUAGCAGCCGGUGUUGGUCCACUUUUGACGCUUUUGCUAGCUUUGUCAGACGGAAAAUCAGUAUCCGUUGAUCCACAACGCCCGUCGUUUGCAUCGACGUUUCCGGUUGUCCAUCGGUAUCAGAUGGGUAUCGCAAAUGUAGCCGUACAAUUUCCACAGUCACCAUCCUCACUCUUAUCCAUGAUUCAGAAGGGGCUUCCAGAAGACUGGAAUAACACUAUCUUCGGCGAAGACAGCACAUCAUCGUCAUCGUCUGAUAAGAGCACGCGGGGUAGGGAUGAAAAUCUUGUUAGAACAGGUGGAAUCGAAAUUGCGGACCAAAACGAUUCAGCUGACAAGAUUCGAAGCGCUGCAAGUACUACAGCCUGGAGCUGGAGCGAUCUUAUUAGAAGAUCUUCGGGGCUGCGAGUGGAAAGGGAGAGCACCGAGAAAAAAAGGCGAAGUUCACUUUCGGUGCAAUCAGCACAGGCAAAUGACGGGGAGGACGGCGUCGACAUGUCUAGCAUCGGAGGUAGGAGUGCCGCGCUACGUUCGGAGGUAACGACCACGCCUUUGCCUGAGACAGAUAGUACCAGAAGAACAGACAUAGGAGACACGCAGCAUAAAAUGAUACGGCCGCUAGUUUUUCAUGAUGGCGUGCGGAGUAGCCUGAAUGGAUUCCUGUCAUAACAAAACGAGGAAUUCUAUGAGAUUCACUCACUCACAGAUGAUCAUGAAGAACUACCUCUUCGAGUCUAAAUAAAGUAGAGCAGGAAGUUGUAGACCACAUGGAAGGGACUACCAGUGCUGACCCUGCGUCCGCCGGAGACGAAACGCCGUGGAGCCUAGCCUUCAUGCACUUAGUACUGCUAGCUGGAUCCGCGGUGUUUUUGCCUAUUUUCUGUUUUAUCUAUGGCUACCGGGACCUGAUUCAGGAACAGGAUGCUGAGGGCAUGGUGAAAGAGACCGACGAUGAGCGACAUCUGCGCAAAUUGACGCGGGCGCAGAAACUCGUACCUUUCUUCUGCGGGAUCAGCGACUUCAUCGUAGCGGUCGGCGCUGGUAUGACGGUGAAGUUCUUCAACCUCUUCUUCAUCGAGGACUACAAGUUUACGCCGUUGCAAAUCUGUGCAUUGCAGACAGCUUACCCAUUAACGAUAGCGCUCUUUACCAUGUUUUUAGCGGCCGUAGCAAAAGUGUGCGGCAGGGCGCAGACGAGUGCUGGUAAUAUGAGUGAUAAGCUUCAUCGACAUGAUCUUCCCAUGGUAAUUUCAGAGACUUCGUUCCAACAUCCGCAACAAAAACGGACAUAUUUCUGAUGAUGCCGAACCGAUAACGAGAAAUUCUGCUUUUUCUUGACUGAAAUUCUUCUUGAUAUUGAACAUCUCACACGUUCUUGCGAACAGCAUCAUGAACAUACUCUCGAUGAAGAUAGAAUGCAUCGAAAAAAGCUUAAACGACCAUUCGCACAGUUUCCUUUACGAUCAAUGCUUUGUGCAUGAUUUUGAUGUCGACGCUGGAGGACGUGCGAGUUUUAGUCGUCGUUUUCUUGCUGAGGGGGGGUAUGGCGAAUGGCGUCAACCCUUUGGACCGGUCUAUACUGAUGGACUACACACCCUCAACGCAGCGGGGUCUCUGGAAUGCAGUCCAAAGUUUUACUAGCAUUACGUGGAGUGGCUCUGCUUUUCUGGGUGGAUAUAUAGCGGAUGUGAAAGACUACAGGUAAGCACCGAUGAGAAAAUAGGUGCGCGAUCUUGCUUACUUACACAUUUUUUAUUUUUUGAUUUGGCUUCAUGAUUUUAUUCUUGCUUCUUCCAUGGUUUUGUAAGUUCGUGCAUCUUGCUAUGAUAAACCUCACGCGGAGAGACCUCAACCUCCUACGACACGGAUUUAGAUACUUUGUGACCCCUCAGCACAUACAACAAUCGUGCCCAUUUAGUUAGUCAUCUAACAGCAGGGUAGAGCAAAGAGAAGCAAAACGAAGGAGUAGAAGUCCUAAAUGAUAUAAAUUUGAACCUCCAGAAAAAGGGAAGAAAUUCUGUCUAAGGUUCUGACUAGUCAUCUACCAGCACGUGGCUCAAUACUGAAGAAGCCUUUACUUAUGGGAAUUUCAUGUAUCUGCUGACUACAGGCAAACGUUUCGGUACACUGGAUAUGUUUACCUUGUUGGGGUGGCGAUUUACUUUCCGCUUGUCUUUUUAGUCCCCAGGAAGGCUCCCGAGCGAUGCUCGGAGGAACCGCGAUCGCCUAGCGAGAUGAUGCCCCCGACGAUUUCAAGCCAGACACAACUUGCAGACGACGUUGUCAUCAUCAAUGGCGUUUCCUUGCCGAACGACGGUACAGGAAGCACUUCUCCCGCAGGUACAAAACAGCCGAUUCCCACGGAACAACCGCUGCUGUAUGUGCGCGGGCGCUCACUUUCUCGAGACGCGGAUUGCUAAGGAUGAAAAUUCGGGGCACGAUUCUUGGUACGUCUAUCUUCCACAACGAGAACGAUCUAAUCGUCCAACCAUGGAAAAAGGUGAGGGUGAAGAGGGGGUGGUGGUGGGAUUUUUUCCGUCGUCUUGCUCAU
Messenger RNA from Amoebophrya sp. A25, 3594 nucleotides. Lineage: Eukaryota; Dinophyceae; Syndiniales; Amoebophryaceae. The record is from the annotation of a GenBank genome assembly.